AUGCGAAGCACAUGUGUUCAUCUGAAUGAAAUUGAAGCACAGACAACGCCAGCGAAUGGGAGACUUCUUCGUUGUCCUUCAACUCCAGGAUGGUGGAGCAACCGUUGGAAGAAGAGACCAACGUCUCCUGCGGGGGCGGGGGCGGGAGAACACGGCCACAGCGACGGGAUCCACCUGGCGUCCCUGAGGUGGCAGGAGGUGGGCGCCUACUUCACCGUCACCGCCUUCGUCUUCGUGGCCGGAUUCACCAAGAUUGGUUUCCACCAUUUGCACUGGUUAUCGAAUACCGUCCCGGAGUCGUGCGUAUUGGUGAUUCUCGGGGCGGCUCUAGGCCUACUGGUCUUCUUCACCGAGGAUGACCCGGCGGCUGGGGCUUGUGAUUUCAACAUUCCUCUCCCUCACUUUACCUCGGAUAUGUUUUUCUUCAUAUUGUUGCCGCCGAUCGUUUUGGAGUCGGCCUAUUCCUUACACGACCGUUCCUUCUUCGAUAACCUGGGAACCGUUCUAGUGUAUGCCGUUGUUGGAACGAUGUUCAACAUUUUCGCCAUUGGACCAACGUUGUACGGCUUGGCUGGCGUUGGAGCCAUGGGCAACAUCACGCUCAGCAUGCGCGAGUCCCUGGUCUUCUCGUCCCUGAUUUCGGCUGUGGACCCAGUGGCCGUUUUGGUCAUCUUCCAGGAACUUGGGGUCAAUAAGGACCUCUAUUUCCUCGUUUUUGGGGAGUCUCUGCUCAACGAUGGCGUGACCGUCGUCCUCUACAACACGAUGAACACUUUCCUCUCGAUGGAAUCCGUGCCCGCUGCCCAGUACGCCCUGGCCAUCGUGGCCUUCUUCAUCGUCGUGUUCGGGGGCAUCGCCAUCGGUAUCGUCUACGGCUGCCUAACGGCCUUCAUCACGAAGUCAACGACGGAUGUCAGAGUGGUGGAACCUCUAGCGCUGUUCUGUCUGGCCUACCUGUGCUACCUGACGGCGGAACUGUUCCACUUCUCAGGAAUCAUCAGCCUCAUCGUGUGCGGAUUGGUACAGGCCCACUACGCUUUUCAAAACAUCUCCCAGAAGUCCUACGCUUGUGUCAAAUACUUCACAAAGAUGGCCAGUGCCACGAGUGACACCAUCAUCUUCAUGUUCCUGGGAAUGGUGCUGGUUAGCGACGACCACGUUUGGCACACUGGGUUCGUCCUCUGGACCGUGUCUCUCUGCCUCGUCUUCAGGUUCAUUGGCGUGUUCCUGCUGACGGGGAUCAUGAACCACUACCGGAUCAAGAAGAUCAACAUCGAAGAGCAGUUCAUCGCCGCCUACGGAGGACUCAGGGGCGCCGUGGCUUUCUCCCUCGUGCAGAUGCUAGACGACCACCUCGAGAGGAAGGCCAUCUUCGUCACCACCACCCUCGUCGUCAUCCUCUUCACCAUCUUCAUCCAGGGAGUGACAAUCAAGCCUCUGGUGAACUUCCUCCAGAUCCAGCGAAAGAGUUCGGACAGGAAGAACCUCAACGAAGAGAUCAACGACACGGCGAUGGACCACAUCAUGGCUGGCAUCGAGGAGGUUCUGGGCCAGCACGGAGACUUCUAUCUCAGGGCCCUGAUGAUCUACUACAACGACAAGUACCUGAAGAAGUGGAUGGUGAGGCCCUCGUGCGAGACCAAACUUCAGAGGCUCUUCGAGAAGAUUGCAAUCUCCGAGCACUACGCCCAUCUCUAUGGCCCGGUGGCCAUGAUCGAAGACCACGUCAAACCGCUCUGCAAGACCGAAGUGGCCCGGACCAAGUUGGCCCGUUCGAACUCUCUCUCUCCUUCUAUGAAGGAACAGGUCAUGAUGGAGGCCAGCAUCAUGGACGACGAUGACACGGGUCUGGUCCAAGAUGGCGUGCAACUCCGCAAGAAGAGGACGGGCUCCCUGUCCAUCUUCACGGGCGUCACAGCUCCCGUCGGGUGGGGUCCGUCGACCGGAGCAUCAGCAGCGAGGCUUCCACACCACCCGCACCAGCUGGAGGAGGAGGCGGGGGUGGGGGCGGAGGGCGGCGACCGGGACUCUUCGGGGACUUCGGAGGCGCUGAAGAGGUCGCGGGAGGCGCGGCAGACGCUGCGGAAGGCCUUUAGGGACAACCCUUAUAAUAAGCUGCACUAUAAAUACAAUCGGAACUUAGUGGACGAAGAGGACCAGGAACUGAGCGAACACCUUCAGAGGCGGCACCUGAACGCCCGCAGGAUGACCAGCUUCGCCUCGGGAUCCCAGAGCUCAGGGUCCUUCAUCGUGACGUCCUCGAGGCCGAAGACAGAAUUCUACUCCUCCGAAGGGAGCAGAGAAGGCACGGGAGGGGGAGGAGGAGGAGGAGGAGGCUCCGCAGGAGCAGGAGGAGGCGGAAGAAGGGCGCUGUACGACGGCGUUGCGGAACUCCGCGAGCGCCACCAGCGACGCCGUCACACUAUGGCCCUCCGGAGACGGACGUCCCGUCCUCCGCUCCAGUCCUGCUUCUCGUCUCCCGAGUCCAGCAGCUCCGUCGGGUCCUCGGCGCCCCUACCGCCCCCCGUGACCCUGAACACCCUUCGGGAGACGUCCCCGCAGGAUUCCGACGUCUUCCUGACGGACGUGACGACCUCACCGAAGGACGUCAGGUCCAUGAGUAGGAUGGCAGCCAUUGGGGGUCUGGGGUCCUCAGCGGAAAGGGAGGAAGAGGAGGAGGAGGAGGAGGAGCUCGCUCUCAUCUCCUCCAGGACGGAGGAUUUGGAGGAGACGACAGAGACGCAGGAAGGGGAGAAGAAGGUUUAGUCUUGGGUUCAAUUAGACAUUUUUAAAAAUAUUUUUGUAUCAUUCAAAAGUUUCUCGUAGGUGAAAAUUAAGAUGAUUUUUUCUAAUAUACAAGACGAGGAGGUUUAGGAUUCAUUUAGACAUUUAAAAAAAAUCUUUUGUAUUAUUCAAAAGUUUCUAGUAGUGAAAAUUGUGAUGAAUUUUUUCGAGAUACACAAGACGAGGAGGUUAGUUUUUAUUUAGACAUUUUUAGAAAAAUGUUUGUAUAAUUCAAAAGUUUCUAGUAGUGAGAAUUUCAUAAUUUUUUUCUAGUUACACAAGACGAGGAGGUUUAGGAUUUAUUUAGACAUUUAAAAAAAUGGUUUGUAUAAUUCAGAAGUUUCUAGUAGGUGAAAAUUGUAAUGCUUUUUUUCUUGACAGUUUCUAGUUAGUGAAAUUGGGAUUAUUUUGUCUAGAGACACAAGACAAGGAGAAGAUUUAUUUUUUUUGGUUUAUUAUUCAAAAGUUUCUAGUGGUAUUAAUGAAGACGAAGUUUAGUUACGUGUUUUAUUUAGGCAAUUUAAAAAAAUUCUGAUUAACCAAAAGUUUCUAGUUGGUGAAAAUUGUGAGGAUUUUUUUUUAAAGAUACAAAUUCAGGCAAUUUUUUAAAUGGUUCAAAAAGUUUCUGAUUAUAUUAAUCAAGAACAGAAGGUCUAGUUUUGGGUUUUCAUUCAGAUAAAACAUUUUAUCAUUCAUUAUUUUCUAGUUGAUGAAAAUUGUUAAUUUUUUCCAAGACACACAAGUCAAGGAUACGCUCUAGUUUUGCCUUUUAUUUUGAUAAUUUUUUUCAUAAUUAUUCAGACGUUUCUAGUUGAUUAAUGCGAUUAGAAAAAGCUGCAUUAUAAUUUUUAUAUAUCGCAGAUACCUGAAGCAGUAAUCGUAUAUUUCUACCAUGUGAGAUAAACUCAUUGUUACUUUUUGUUUAGAGUAAGAAAUUCAGUUACAAAGCUUUGUAAAAAUUGUGAAUUCCAGACGGACUUAUAACUCACAACUGACAUAUUUAUUUUCGUUUAUCCAUCAUAUUUCAUUUCAGAUGAAAUCUCCUUUAUACCCCUCGUACGAGACCAAUUGUCAUCAUAAUCAUCUCAUUUCUGUCACAAGUGUGAGUUAGAUCUCACGUUUUCGGUGGGUAAGGGACCCAAUGCCUUAUGUUCACGGCUGUCCUGUUAAAUAAUAAGCCUUUUACACAUGUAAAUAACUGUAAGUAUCUUACCUCUCAUACCUGAAGAUCCCAGUAAUAUUUUUUCCUUCUGCUAUGAGCAUUAAAUGCCAAUUUUAUAUAUUAGGGAAACCACUGCAAUUUUAUAACUAAGGAGCGAAUGUCGAUUGCCUCAUCAUUAUGGAAUCCAUAAUGAAAAUAUUUCCGUGAUUAUGGAACUGAAGCUAUGUUCCUCUUAUCACUAUGGAAAAAUGACAGUUCAGAGCUGUGAAGAUGGUUGCAAUUAUCCUGUCGAGAAACGUUUUGAUUUUUACCAUAAACGAAAAAUACUGAAUGAAUUAUGCCUGAGGCAAGACAGUGCACCGUGAGUCUGUGUCUUAAUCCAUUUUUUUCGACAUAAGUUUAAGGACCAAAUGAAUUUUUUCUUGAAACGUUUAAUUAACCAAUUAUCAUUUUCAUCUCAAGAAGGAACCCUAGUCUCCACUGACUGUGAAUCAGAAUAGGUAACCCGGUGUUUUUAAUAUAACUAAUAAAAACUUAAUAAUGUUUUGUAAUAAUUACGGAAAAUUCAUGAUUUAGGAAUUCACUGUCAUUUCACCAUGAUGCAGGAGACUUUUGACAUAUUCUAAUCGACAGGAAUCCGCUGAAAGUUUGUAUUAUUCGGGAAUAUCAUGAAAUUAUUAUUAGGAUUCAACAACCUACUGUCAUUACUGAUUUGGACCCCAAUAUUGCUUCUUAGAAAGCCUAGACAUUUCUACCGUGAUGUAAUCCAGACUAAAUAGGAAUUUUCCAGUCAUUUUCUGUGAUCCAGGGAUGUCAAGGUCUUUCCAUUUGUGAUACAGAUAACCACUGUCAUUUACCCAUAGUUCCAGAAUGCCAUUAUUGUCAUUUGUCAUUUUUUAAAAUUAUAGUAUAGUCUUUCCCCAAUGUGAUUCGGGAACCUACUCCCUGUACAGUGAUUUAACAAAGCUAUUUAUAGUGGAUUAAGGUAUCUUUUGAAAAUUUAUUUUUGUCAUUGUAAUAUAAUCGUGAUUUAGGGAGCUAUUAUGAUUUUAAGUUUUCCAUUUUUUAAUGAAGAUAAAUUACUUUUGUUUUUUAUUGUGAUUGAGGAAUUUACUGUUAUUUUUACCAUACAAUAAAGUCGUGAUUUUUCUAUAUUUAAGCUAAGAGUCUAAUGUCAUGUUUUUGUUAUAUUUUGACAACUAAUUAUUUAUGCUUUUUCAACGAAUGAGGAAUGUCAUAAAAAUGUAUUUUUUUAUUCAAAACCUAUAACAGUGCUGUAUGACAUACAUGUCAUAAAUUAUCAUAUAAAUGUCAUACAUUUAUAAAAUUAAUGGUUUUUGUGACAUUCUGGUGUCAUAAGUUUUAAAGAAUUGUAUUCAGAACUCAAUGACAGUUUUGUAUGACAUAUGAAUGUCAUAUAUUUAUUACUGAUUUAAAACUUAUUAUUUUUUUUUGCGACAUACAAGGUUACAAGGUUAGUUUUAAUUUAUUUAAGCACAAAUUAAUGUCAUACAUUUCAGCACUGAAAUUUAUUCAUUUUUAUUGGUUUCGAAACCAAAUUGAUGUUUUGAUAUGACUCAGAAAAUCAUAAUUUUUUUUUAUUGAUUUAGGAACAAAUUGACGUUUUGAUAUGACACAGAAAAUUAAACAUUUAAGAAAAUUUAUUUUAGAACCUGUUGACAACUCCGGUGAUAAAGGAACGCCAUUCAUUUUUAAUUGAUAUAGGAAAACAAUUAUACUUGUCCAUGACUUAGAAAAACAGUGAACUUAUGAUGGUGAAUUUUUUUUUACGAAAAUUAGGAACU
Messenger RNA from Macrobrachium nipponense, 5751 nucleotides. RefSeq names its product Na(+)/H(+) exchanger beta-like. Gene Ontology annotation, biological process: sodium ion import across plasma membrane; proton transmembrane transport; potassium ion transmembrane transport. Gene Ontology annotation, cellular component: plasma membrane. The record is from RefSeq and is a predicted model, not a curated record. Lineage: Eukaryota; Metazoa; Arthropoda; Malacostraca; Decapoda; Palaemonidae. Gene Ontology annotation, molecular function: potassium:proton antiporter activity; sodium:proton antiporter activity.